GCACUUGAUAUGAUAUGAUAUGAUGUUAUCAAAAUCUAAACCAUGCAACCACCCAUCCAUACAAGCAAUCUCUUUUCAAUAAAUUUCGAAACCUUCUCCCCCACAUUACUCAACAACACAUUCUCUACCACAUUUUUCUUCCAAACCAACAAUACCUAAAUCUUCAACAACGAGUAAAAACAAAUCACCAUGUUUCAAGAAGUUUCAUCUUAUUUUCUUUUCGGUCUACUGAAGAACAGUUGUGUGCAUACAAUUAAUUUCAAUUGCUUCUUCAACAAAAUAGUUUUGGAUGAUGGUGAACAAAUUUUUAUUACAACUACUUUCUCCUCUCAUUUCAAACAAUGGGACCCGGGAAGAGAAAAAAAAGCAUUACUCACCUCAACUGUGAUUUCAUUGAUUAAUGAGGGGUCUGACAUUCACGUAGUUGUUCCAAAUACGUGCAUGGCCGCUUACAAUGACAAGUUUGAGGUGGACAACACGUACACUGUCUCCAACUUUGCAGUGCAGCCAAAUAACUUGGUUUUUAAACCAAGCACUCACAAGUUCUUGGUGAAGUUCACAGGAGGAACUUCUGUGAAUGAUGUCAACAAACACGACAUACCCCCCAUGCAACGCACUUUCACCAGUUUCCCUGAUAUUAUGACCGGCAAGUUUAAGAAGGAUGUGCUGAUCGACGUUAUUGGCGUGGUCGAUGCUAUUGGAUAUCAACAAACUCAAAGUGGUGGAAAAAAAAUGCAGGUCAAUUUUGUACUGAGGGAUGCAGCCAACAACACAAUGAACUGUACCCUCUGGGAGGACUAUGCCAAACAGUUUUUCAAGUUUCACGAGGAAAAUCCAACAACCUCUGGACCAACUGUGAUUUUGCUUAGCUAUGCAAAAGUUAAGGAACAGGGCCAAUACCCGCUAUCGGUUACAAAUACAUUCCAUGUUACAAAACUCCAGAUCAAUCUAGAUUUGCCUUCUGUUAAAGACUUCGUAAAUGGUUUCUCAAAGGAAGCUUUGCGUACCGUCUCAAGCCAACUCAACUCACACUCUCAGUAAUACUCGCGCAACUCGAUUUCUGAGAAUGUUAGACAGAGUGACACUCAAAAGCUGCUUAAUAAGGCUGUUGCUCUGCCUCUGAGUCAGCUUAAACAACUGCGGAGGACACUUUCUGUGCUACUGUUGCAAAGACAAGGAAACUCAUUGCUUCUUCCUAUGGAUGGUACUACCGGUGCUGCCAUGCAUGCACCAAAGCUGCACGCGGUGAUAAACCUCCAUACGAAUGUGAUAAUCACCAUU
Vicia villosa (hairy vetch) is the source of this 1281-nucleotide messenger RNA. Its product is annotated as replication protein A 70 kDa DNA-binding subunit B-like. Lineage: Eukaryota; Viridiplantae; Streptophyta; Magnoliopsida; Fabales; Fabaceae. The transcript is spliced from 7 exons. The coding region runs from base 190 to 1041 and encodes 283 amino acids. The record is from RefSeq and is a predicted model, not a curated record.